CGACUGGUCAAUAGAAACUGCACUUUGUUUUUGCACAACAGGCUCCAUUAGUUGACAUGCUAAGUGGUGUAAAUAAAUGGUUUCAUACUUUGCAUUUGAGUCCACAUUACGUAAGAAGUUAUUACUGACUCGGGUGGUUAUAACGUCAAAUUAUCUUGUUAUCUAUUGGCAAGAUGGCAACCACCGAUGCAAGCGUCGUGGAGGACAAUUUGACGUCGUCUUAUUCAGACUACAGUCUCCUUGGCGCAUUCUCGCACCCUUUACACAUCGAGAUUGCCAUUUCUACGAUUGUAUGGCUCAUGUGCUUUUUAGCGGUGUUUGGUAACAUUCUGAUCUUCGUAGUGAUUCUCAAAGACAAGCAGCUGAGGUCUAAUGUAGCCAAUAUGUACAUUCUGAACCUUGCCAGCGCAGACUUAUGUGUUGGUAUCAAUUCUCUAACAAUGAACAAUAUUUGGCGGUAUACCGGCAACUGGCCCUUUCAGCGAGCCGUGUGCACCUUCUGGACUGUCCUGGAUUAUUCGGCGUGCAUGCAGGGCGCCUUCGCAGUGACACUCAUCAGUCUUGAUCGUUACUUCAUGGUGACCAAAUUCCUGGAGUAUCGGAAGUAUCAGAGCAAGAAACUUGCUUGCGGUCUUAUAACAGGUACCUGGACGCUCGCGUUGCUAGUCAAUGCUCUGCCAAUUUUAGGCAAUGACCUAUGGCCCAAUGCUAGAGCCUUUGGUAAGGUUAAUCACUCAGUUAUCUGCGAUUUCGGCGUGCUAAACAUUCUUUCCUUUAACAUUGCACAGAUAGUUGUAGGGUUCUUUGCCCCGGCAAUCAUCUUAGCCUGCUUUAAUUUUAAGGUGUAUGCCAACAUCCUCAAGCGCUCUAAAGGUUUGGUUCGCACGGCAGUUUCUCCAAUGCAGCUAAAUACGGCCCACCCACCAGCAGAGCCCAGUGCUAACACUAAUUCAUCAGCCAACAUCACUUCCCGAGACACUAAGAGAACCUACAAAAAACACCGGAAGGCCGCGGCGAGACUUGCCCUUAUCGUGGGCAUGUUUUCCAUCUGCUGGAUCCCCUACUACGUCUUGCAGUUCCUAUUUAUCGUCGACAAGAUCAAGUUCAGCUGGUUGCUGUGGAAUGGUGUCUACUACACCGUGUGGGUCAACUCGGCGAUCAACCCGUUCAUCUACGCAGCCACAUGCUCCAAGAUCAGGCGGCGUUUGGUAGAAGCUCUGUGCUUUUGGAACCAUCGAAUUCUGCGGCGAACUCGCUAAAAAUAUUGCGUACAAGGAAGGCAAUAGACCCCACACAUGAUGACCCCAAGAACCUUGUUUCCUUGUACUUUUAAGUGUACUUGCUGGUUACAUAUUGAAGUUCUUCGUAAGUGAAUUAAUCAAUUGCGUUUGUUAUUUUGCGCACCUGCACAUGUUUUUUAGUACAAACUGAUUCACGAAAUAAUAAGAUUCACAUUCAUUUACUCACGUCUUAUAUGAGGUGUGUUUGCAUAGUUCGUGUCGAACGUUUUACUCGGAGACUUUGUAAAUUUUAAUAUUUUUGGGGUAGUAAUUGUUGACAGUUAUCUUUGAUAUAGUCCUACCAUAAUUGCAUGAUCUGAGAUGGCAUUUUUCAACGUUAAAAAUGUAUUGCAAACAAAAUUGGUUGUUGUCCAAACUAGUAUUUAUCGAUCACUUAAAGGGUAUAUGACAUGCAUUUUUGUUAGAAACAUAUUUCGUGCAAUUUUCCACUCCUCUUAAAUGGAGUGGAGUGCUGUGGCCUCGUGGUUAAGGGCAUUGGAUUCG
Molecule: messenger RNA, 1784 nt
Organism: Patiria miniata (bat star)
Lineage: Eukaryota; Metazoa; Echinodermata; Asteroidea; Valvatida; Asterinidae
Product: histamine H3 receptor-like
Exons: 1
Coding region: 174-1259 (361 amino acids)
Biological process (GO): G protein-coupled receptor signaling pathway, coupled to cyclic nucleotide second messenger; chemical synaptic transmission; adenylate cyclase-inhibiting G protein-coupled acetylcholine receptor signaling pathway
Cellular component (GO): membrane; synapse; dendrite
Molecular function (GO): G protein-coupled acetylcholine receptor activity; G protein-coupled serotonin receptor activity
Source: RefSeq, a predicted model, not a curated record